Messenger RNA from Colletes gigas, 3314 nucleotides. Its product is annotated as inner centromere protein A-like. The record is from RefSeq and is a predicted model, not a curated record. The annotation marks the transcript as partial. The transcript is spliced from 3 exons. NCBI's taxonomy places the organism in Eukaryota, Metazoa, Arthropoda, Insecta, Hymenoptera, Colletidae.
UUUGUCACCGUUCGAAGCUUCGAUACAGUUUCGCCGUUUCAGAUCGUCGUAGCGGCAGCGACCUUCGUCGUUGCGACCGUUGCCAAAGAUGAGUCCUCGAAAAGCCGCGAUAAGAGACAACAGGUUGCGUUUUAUCCGAGAAGAGGAGCCAGACCGCCACCUUACGCGGUUCAGAUGGAACCCAUUGUUCAGUAUUCCCAGAGAGAUCCGCUUUACAAUCCUCUGGCUAGCUCCAAGAGCGACGAUUUCUACGAAGAGGGUCCCUUAAAUUAUUAUCCCACCGAACCGGAGCCGAUCAUCGAAAUUAUCAUCAAAGAAUCCAACGAAUCUCUGCCAACGCCGGUACCACCCCCUCCGCCACCGCCGCCAAGGCCUACGAAAGAACCUAUACAAGUGUUUUAUGUGAAAUACGAAAAGAAGAAGGGCUACGGGGAUAAACCUCGCGUGGUCUACGAUCCGCCCGUACCUGCGUUGACACCUGUUGAAGAACACGAAGAAAUCAAGCCAGAUAAAGCGGCGCCUUACCCAGAGGAACCUGUUCACACGGCGACACCAGCACCGUCGGAACCUUCAACGACUUUGAGAGCGAUCAUCCGACCUGACAGUGAAGUGUACCAUUCUGGCUCUAGCGGGAUUCGCGUUACUUUUGGCACGGACCAAGUGCCACCAAACAACCACAAUAAGCGUAGCGACGUGGAGGUAUUACCAACUCAACACUCCAAACCAGCUUCCUCUGCUCCGGGUUCCCCUAAAAGGCAACAUGGCCCGUACCAACCGAUUCAGCCCGUGCAUCAAAGAGUACCCUCGGCGUUUCCCCAACAAAGGAUCGCAAACUCGUUUCAGCAGCAACAGACGCUGCAUCAACCACUUCAGCAGCAACCGCCUCUAAAUUUCUUGCAACAACAAUCGCCGUUUUCCCCUUUACCGCCACAGGCAAGAAACCCGUUACCAAGACCCCAACGGUUGCCUAUAACGAUCCAAGGUUUGCCGGAAGUGCAACAACGCGCGCCGUUCAAUAACUUCGCCCCGCCACAUCGUGUCAGCAUCAAUCACCCGCAACAACCAGGAUUCCCUCCGACGCUUUCGGUUUCUCAUCAAAAUGUACAGAUACAAAAUCAACCAGUGUCGAUCAAUCAAGCCAGUCACUUUAACGUGGAUCAGCAGCAACCUUUGCCUGUACAUAAACAGCAGGAGUUGGAGAAACAGAGGUAUCACGAGCAACGUCGUCAACAAGAACUGCUGAAACACCGUGAACAUCAAAGGCAGCACGAGCAACAAAGGCUUCAGGAGCAUCAGAGACAGAUAGAGCAGCAAAGAUUAUUGGAACAGCAGCGACAACACGAACAACAGAGACAACAAGAUCAUCAAAGACUGCAAGAACAACAGAGGAUACAAGAGCAACAUAGAUUACAGGAACAACAAAGGUUACAGGAGCAACAAAGACUCCAGGACCAGCAGAGGUUACAAGAAGAUCGCAGGAGGAAACAAGAACAGGAACAAAAACUCUUGCAGGAACAGCAAUAUCGUUCGCAGUUGAAAUACAAUCAAGCCCCGCUGCAAAGUAUACCACAAAUACCUAUUCAGUCUCAAGUUCAAAAACCUGAGGGAGAAAUUUUUAAAGCUGUUCCAAAAUUAGAGCAGCACUACGCGAUUCGAGAAAAUCCACUGCAUCCUGGUCCUUUCCCGCCUAAUCCCCUGAUCCAACCAACAGGAUUCCCUGAAACUUCACAGAAUCAAUACGUUUCCUCUCAGCCGUCGAGUCCGCUGCCAGAAAGUCAGCCACUUAUAAGAAAUCCAUCGAGUCAAUUUCUAAACGAUCAGCCACAACACCAGAGCCCGAAACAGCAAGUUUUCCAAAGUCAACAGCAAGGAUUUUUCUCGCAAAAUCUGCAGAUUUCCCAACAGCAACAGCAACAGCAGCAGCAACAACAGCAGCAGCAGCAGCAGCAGCAACAACAACAAUCACGGUUCCCAUCGUCGUCUCAGCGAUCGUCGAUUUGGGGACGUCCAUCCUUCUUCGGGAGCAGCACGAGUUCCUCUCAAAAGAUUUACGCCACUCCAGUCACCAACACGGAAGAUUUCAAUGCAAUAUCCACCAAUAGACCGUUUAUAUCGAGCACAACGACGACCACCACAACGACGACGACAACCACCGAGGCUCCAACUACUUUGUCACCAAAGAGCGAGGAAAAAAUCAAGGAGAACAUCGCUAACUUGCCGGAUGAGGUUCCGGACGACAUAAGGGAGCAACUGUUGAGUUCCGGGAUUUUGGGCAACGCCGACAUACAAAUACUGGAUUACGACAAGGUCGGCGACAUACCGAUCGAGAAACUACCGCCCGAAGCCCUGGCGAAUUUCUACGGCGCCGGAGGCGGUUCCGCGGUGGCUGCCAGCGAACCGGUACCGUCGAUCGUCAAGAAACCCAAAACGGCAGAUAGCGCGUCUUCCGCGACCUCCUCUUCUUCCACUUCUUUAACUGUUUUGGCGAAGAAGGCGGCUGCUGGCAGCUCGACUAAGUUCGAGCAAGCCACCUUGCGUCCGGGAGGCGUGGAGAUGAAAGUAGUACGCUUCGAUCCGAAUACGGAGCAAGGCCAGGCGCUGGCUGAUCAGCACAUACGCGAUGAUGCUACCAGGCUGAAUCCCGUAACCGUGGGAGCGAGAGACGAGGCUCAAUACAAUCGUUAUUUGCCGCUCAAAGUCAGUGGUGCUUCCUUCCCUAUUCCGGAUGCGUCUCAACUCGUCGGUCGGAAGAUCUCCAGCGUGGUAGUGCUGGCACCAGUCGACUAUAACUUUCAUGAGGAGAAGGAGAUAGAGUCGAGGCAGGGCAGGCGGGUCAGCGAUGUGCAGGCGGUCAAGUUUCUCGCCGGUGAUACUCUGAAGCAGUUGGUGAAAAAGCCAACUGCGGAAAACUACAAGAAGUGGUUAGAACAAGAGAGCCGCACAGAGCCGCAGAAGCAGUCGGUGGUACUUCUGGUAACCAUGCCGAAAGACGCGGACCAAGGUGAAAAAGAGAUCUUCAUGUACGAUGUAGUCUCACGAUCCGUGAGUAAGUUGUCUGGAGAUUUGUCUACGGCCUUCGUGGAUGCUGCUGAAAGUAAUUCCGAUAGUAAUUUCGACGACUCGAAUUCCCCAUCGCACUAAGUUGUACCGCACGAACGAACAUUAUGACAUAAAAUAGCAAGAAGUUACUUACUAAAAAUAAAAAAAAAAACACAUGUUUAGCGUGCCAAACCUGGAUAUAAUGAAUGAAACGUUGUCAUCUCACAUGUUAUCUAACGAUUACAACGAACGCGAAACAAAGUUUAAGAGAGGUA